AUGGCUCUUGAACAAGCUCUUUGGCGUCAACUAAAGCUUCAUACCACCAAAGGCUUGAGUUUCCUUUGGGUAGAGGACCGCCGGAUGCUGAUCAUCGACUCCGCCGGUGUCCAGUCACCGGUCUCCUACCGCGCGCAGGCAGUCGACUCGAUUUGGGAUGCCCGAAACACCGAGACGCUGGUCCUGGAGAUGAUCUCCCGCGUCGCUCAUCACAUGAUCUUUGUGGUAAGUGACACGACGUGGUUUGAGCAACAGAAAAUCGCCGAGUUGCACCAGAAGUACGUGCAGCGCAGGCAGCACCGGGAGCUGAUUGUCGUUCACAACUUGAGCACUACCUCCCAAGUGGAAGAUGCACGUGCCCUGUUUGAGCGGCAGGUCACGGGGUGCUAUGAUGGCAUUCUGUCACACCUGGGCGACCUGAUCUUCACGGCCGAUGCUGGCGAAGGGACGCCUCCGGUCCAUCACAUUGGGCUGUGCCAGGAGUUUUCUGCAGCUGGCGAUAAGUUCAACAGCAAGAACAGGGAGUAUCUCUUGCAAAGCCUGGAGCAUGGCAGCAUCCUGGGUUCGCACUUGGCCUUGGGAGAGGCCUUCAGCACAGAGUUGUCUAAGCUGAUGCCGAAGUUCGCCAGCAUCGAAGCAGGCGUGCCCGAAGUGGCCGCUGGCGUGUCCGGCCUCCGACGCAAGCGAUCUCUGUGA
Messenger RNA from Symbiodinium natans, 696 nucleotides. Lineage: Eukaryota; Dinophyceae; Suessiales; Symbiodiniaceae. The record is from the annotation of a GenBank genome assembly.